AUGAAAGGCCGAUUCAUCGUCAAUCCAUUCAAGGAGCUCAACUUAUCUUUAGAAGACCGAGCUCGACUCGAAGACCUGGCUAACCAAUGUAUCACAACCAACCUCGACUUCUGCGCCAAGUUUAAUGCCAGGAAGCGCAUAGUGGACACGAACCAUUGGAAAUUGCUCAAGGAGGGCGAGAAACUCAAGGUUUACUCCGAGCGAUCAGGAGUGACGACAACCGCGGUUACUCAAGGCAACGAACCGACCGGAUCGGGACUUCCGAUGCUUCUUUGUGUGGGUACAAUGGAGGGGAAGCUGGACGAUCUCAUGUUCGGUGCCAUCAGCGAAAACCUCGAGACGAUGCGAGUGAAGGCUUCGUACGUCGAAGACUUCAGUGGCGCCGCCGUACUGGACGAUGUGGUUGUCCCUACAGAGGAGAAACCCUUCCAAUCAUUGGUGAUCAAGUGGAUGGAACUGGACAUUCCCUUCCGUUCGACCAAUUUGGUUAAGAACCGCGACUACGUGUACCUGGAAGGCACAGGUUACGUUCGAAACGAGCAGAACGAGCGUAUUGGUUACCAUCUCUUGCACUCAGUGAGCUUUGCGCAGACUCACCAACUUCCAAACCGAGUGCGUGGUAACUUGUCCUUUAUCGCAUUUUGGCGUCAACGUGGCCCCAACACGAUGGAAAUGUACGCCACGAGUGUCAUGGAUCCGGUCGAUACCGGAUUGAUUCGUAAGCUUGUGGUCCCGAACAUGGCCAACGUCUUCCUGUCCACACUGAAGUACGCGUACUGCGGCCAGAUGCGCAAGCUCACGUACAUGUUGGACAAGAAAUACGCUGAAUCAAGGUUACGAGGAGCACCGAACAUGAAGAGGAUCUGUGUCACGUGUUCGUCGCCCGUGAAUAGCCGACGUCUUGGCGACUUUGGCAAGAGCAAUAGCGCGUGUAGAUUGUGCUUUGGCUUCGUGUGUACGGCCUGUAAGAUCACGAGAAAGUUGAGCUUCGUGGAUCCGGAUCUACUGCUGUCGCAGCGCAAGGUGACGUUCUGUACAGCGUGUAUCAGUGAAGUAACCAGCAUGAGCGCUAUCGACGUUGCUCGCGCACUGAUUGCGGCUCGAACGCAACUCACUGAGCGGGCCAGCUUCAUGAGGACUUUGUCAUCGGAUGACAGUGGUGUGAAUUCCUCCGUUUCCAGUGGCCAGUAG
This is a messenger RNA of Phytophthora nicotianae INRA-310, 1191 nucleotides long. RefSeq lists its product as hypothetical. Bases 1 to 1191 code for a protein of 396 amino acids. The record is from RefSeq and is a predicted model, not a curated record. The transcript has a single exon. Lineage: Eukaryota; Oomycota; Peronosporomycetes; Peronosporales; Peronosporaceae.